UUCCGCCGUCGACGUCGGUAUGGCAACGCGUGCGUCGGGCGAUGCAAAAACAAACAUGAAUCGCCCACAAAGUAGUCGCGAUCAUCUAACACUGACGAUCGCGAUCGUUUUCACGUCGUUCGCGAGCGCGUUCAACGCGAACAAUGAGGUACUCGAGUACCGGGAGCCGAACUCGUGCAAAUACGACGAGUAUUUCGACACCGUGUCGUUAUCUUGCUCGCGUUGCGACGCCAGCGAGAAUCUCGUGCCGGCCGCAAAUCAUCUCGGAUGCGUGUGCGACGAAUUCAGUAAGAUGAUCGGUCUUGAAAACGGCAAUCCGCUUUGCGUGGCCUGCGAUUACGAUAUGACCGCGACCGCCGAUGGAAAGGAGUGCAUUCUGCGCGCAAAUUCAACGUGCAGAUGCUCCUCGGAUCAGAUACAAUUGGACAGAAAUAUAAACGGUGUUCCGUUGGACACUGUGCUUUGCGUGACAUGUGUGCAAGGCACGUAUCCGUCUUCCGAUUGUUCCAAGUGCUUGCCUUGCGACACCCGUCAGCACAACGGACACGUUAAUUGCGCGUGUCCGAGCGCGACGCACGUAAGAUUACAAAAUUAUUGUCUGCGCAAGGACGACGUCGCCGACUGGCCCGACAUCAGAGGCACGUACUUGAUGAAGUUCAAAAGUGAGAACGUAGACAGUUAUUACUUGAGGAGCGAAUUGCAAAUAGCGGUAUAUCUGUGCAAGAGGAAAGAUAGAACGGCGUGUGAACACUUGUCGAACGUAUGCGCCUUGACUCUCUACACCGACAGCGUAGCAUGCAUGUUUUUCAUGCACAUCCCCAGGGCGCCUGUAUGGUUGUUUUACAACAGACAGGACACCGUAGCGGUAAUGAAUAACACAAAAAUAUCGCAGAGAUACAGCCUCAGAAGAGAAGACAAUAGUAGCGUUCUCGACUUCGCGAUCGCGAGAUUUGCAUUGAACGGCGAAUUCUUAUCCGUUGACAGACCGGUUCUGCCGUGUCAACUUCUGAAGAACGUGAGGUUUGGUGUGAAUUUGAGCAAAAAGUGCAGAACCACGUCUGCCGAACUGUUGAACGCGCAAGUUCAACUGCUGUCUCCUUACUUGAUGUUCAAGAAAGACAACAAGUCCUUUAUACACGCGUUGCCUGUGAUCGUGAGAUCAACAAAUCACGAGAAUGUUGAGGAAAUCUCGCACCAGCAAUUGGUGCGAAAGUUCUUCCUGGUCGACAACAUCAGCGGCUUCAAGGCGUUGUCCACGAGCAGUGGAUUCACGAGGUCGUCGGAACUCUCUGUGCUUCGAUACAUGAGAUCUCUGACGGUCUUAGUGAACGUUCAGAAUGGAAAAGAUCACGGUAGAAUUUUUGCGCCUCUUCUGAUCGUGGAGUACGACGAGCUGACGCGACAAGAUUUGCACGAUACUUCCGACAUUGUGAUCGAUUACAAAGUUACGUUCACGUUGAAAGAUAACGAUAUAGACUACAACAUUGAGAUAAUUAUCGGAGUGCUGACGGGAAUGGCUCUGAUAAUUUCGGGCGUCAGAGCGUGGAAUUAUUACAAGCGUAAUCACAACGGCAAUCUGAGCAUCACAGUUUUGCUGUGGUUUUUGAUUUACGCGAUGGGCGCGGUUGGGAGUGUAAUUUCUUUCGUUUGCAUCGGCGUGUGCGUGUAUCUGUUUGCUUUUUACAAGGGCCAAACUGUGCCUUACGUUCUGCUGCCCGACGAGAACACUGAGAGGAACAUCCGAACGUACAUAAAUGUAGCGUUCGGCUUUAAAAUUGUAGAGAUGAUGGGAUUCGUCUGUCAGCAUUGGGGCUUGAACGUAUUUUUCAUCGAUUGGGAACAACCGAGAACUACACACAGUCAACCGAAGUACGACUCGCCGCACACUUCUCUGCGAAAAUUGUAUUCCAACAGGUUUUCGGACGAGAACAAAUCGUCGAGAAUAACGUCCGACGUGAUCGCGUCCAAACGGAAGAAACGAUUGCAUCGAACAAACAGGAACGCGAGCCCGAGCGAAGCGUCCAAGUCCUCGUUCGACAAAUACGUGCCGAAAUUUUCUUCCGUCUACUCGCUCGCAAGAUCUCCUCUACAGGAGACGAGCGAGCGAGUGCACAAUUUUCCAAUUAGCAUUUGGAGAACGUACUUUGUCGCGAACGAAUGGUGCAAGUUGCAAACCAGAAGGAGAAUAAACGUGGCGUUGCAAUCGAUUUACACUCUGUGCAUCUUGCAGAUAUUCGAUUUAGAGUCGUGGAUGUUGGCGGUGCCGAAAUCGAGCGGUGCAAGCAAAUUCACCGAAGAGAAGACAAGUUUCACAUUGCGAUACGCGAUUAGCACAUUCGUGUACGUGUCUGUGUAUUUCGCGCAGUGGUUGAUUCGCAUCACGUUUUACGAAAGAUAUGUUCGAAACAGACUGCAGAAGUUCGUGGAUCUGUGCUCGAUCGCGAACAUCAGCGUGUUCGUCUUGGCGCACGAUUAUUACGGGUUUUACAUUCACGGACGAUCAGUGCACGGAUUCGCGGACACCGAUCUUCUCACUUUGAUAAAUGAUCUGAAGAAAGAGGAGGACAACUUGUGCGCGCACAGAGGUCUCGUACCUGGCACGACCGAUCAGACUUUUAUAGUGUCGUUGACGCAGUCGUUCAAAUCACUUUACGACGAGCUUAUGAAACAAAAAGACCAAGGAAAUAUGAGUGUUUUGAAAGAAAGCGACGCGUCUUCCAUGAACUGGGAACAAUUGUCCGAAACCAGAUCGAAGAUGAAAUUGUUUCUAACUCAGUUUCUAGAUCAUUGCUCGAAAAACGAAGAUUACAUAAUCAAGGAGCAAAACCUGUUAGAGAAACUGUGCGAUGUAUUUCUCGUAGAUGCCAGAGAUAAAUCCAUUUUCUAUAUCGAUAACAAUUACUCCUUUAACAGAGUGGUACUCUAUGGAAAUGAAUGGUUGCUGGCAACAUUCGAAAUUACCGUGUUCGCGUUUUUCCUGGCGUUGUUCAAUUCCUACAGUCUCGCCUGUGUUGCAACAGUCCUGGUGUCGCAAUUGUUUGUGAUACUUAUCACAUGUAAUGUAAAGAGAAAUCUUUGCAACAAGUCAUUGUUAGAUAAGAGAUUUUUUAUGUAACCGUAAAAAUACAAAAUUGCACAAAUAUCAAUCGAAACUGACCUUCCUAUACCACAUUUUGCAAUAUUUAAUUUAUAACAAAGCUUUUAAUAAAUCAAUUUUAUAUACAUACACUA
Pseudomyrmex gracilis is the source of this 3231-nucleotide messenger RNA. Its product is annotated as meckelin. The coding region runs from base 20 to 3115 and encodes 1031 amino acids. NCBI's taxonomy places the organism in Eukaryota, Metazoa, Arthropoda, Insecta, Hymenoptera, Formicidae. The transcript has 13 exons. Gene Ontology annotation, cellular component: ciliary transition zone; MKS complex. Gene Ontology annotation, biological process: cilium assembly. The record is from RefSeq and is a predicted model, not a curated record.